Messenger RNA from Zychaea mexicana, 1455 nucleotides. RefSeq names its product permease for cytosine/purines, uracil, thiamine, allantoin-domain-containing protein. The transcript is spliced from 4 exons. Bases 1 to 1455 code for a protein of 484 amino acids. Gene Ontology annotation, biological process: transmembrane transport. NCBI's taxonomy places the organism in Eukaryota, Fungi, Mucoromycota, Mucoromycetes, Mucorales, Lichtheimiaceae. Gene Ontology annotation, cellular component: plasma membrane. Gene Ontology annotation, molecular function: transmembrane transporter activity. The record is from RefSeq and is a predicted model, not a curated record.
AUGGUCAAACAAGUGUUAAGCGAAGAAUGUCGCCCAUCCGUUGAGUCACAGUCAGGCAACGAAAGCAUCGAUGCCUUCGACAAAUCCUCCUCACACCCAAAGAACAAAUGGUUUUCACUACCAGAAAUCGAUCAGCAAGGAAUUACCCCCAUACCUGAAGACGAGCGUCCCCACGAACGAAUCACGGAUAACUUUACGAUGUGGUUCAGCAUCAACUCUAACUGGAUAGCUAUGUCAAUUGGUAUGCUCGCUACACAAAUAUACCACAUCAAAUUCUAUGAAGGUCUGCUCUGUAUUAUAUUUGGCAAUAUGGUUUCUGCUCUUCCAGGGGCAGUGUUCGCCACAUUCGGUGCUCGAUAUGGCUUGCGACAAAGUGUGAUAGCCAGGUACAGCUAUGGCAUGAUCCCAAGCUCGAUUGUAUCAGCCAUUAUUGUUCUUUCAUACUUUGGCUGGGGCAUCGUUGACAUUAUUCUUGCUGCUCAGUUGUUGACCGCAGUCCAGUCACAUUACGGUGCUUCAGCUGAUUUUCCGUUAUGGGCCGGUAUUCUUGUGAUUAUCGCGGUAACAUUGGCGAUUGGCGUUUUUGGAUACUCUAUCGUCCAUUUAGUCGAGCGUUGGACCUGGUUGCCACUUUGGAUCAUAUUUUUCAUCAUUCUUGGGUUAAGCGCGCCGCAUAUGGAUCUCUCCGCGGCAACGUCCAGUAGUGUACAAAGCGAUGUAGGCGACAUCGUGUCAUUCUUUGCAACGAUCGCCUCUACUAAUCCUGUAUGGGUCCAGUGCGCUGCAGAUCUCACAUCGAAACAGCCAGCAACAUUCAACAGAUACGUGAUAGCGCUAUUGACGUAUUUUGGAGCAGUCAUCCCUAUUAUUCUUCUGGAAAUCUUUGGAUUCUCACUUGCUAUAUCGAUAGCACAGCCAGAUCAGAAUCCAACGUGGAGAGCAGGGUAUGAAGCCAAUAGCGCGGGUGGACUAGCUAGCGCAAUCCUUGAGCCAGUAGCAGGCUUUGGUAAACUUUGUUUGGCUAUUAUGGCUUUCGGCAUGAUUGUUCACGUAGUACCAAACAAUUACGGAGCAUCACUGACAAUGCAAGCCUUGAUCCCCGGUCUACACAAAAUUCCAAUAUGGGUACUCACAAUACUGACGGCAGCCAUCAUUACUAUUGCAGCCAUUGCGGGUGCCGAGCAUCUUGCAGCUAUAUUGCAAGGCAUUUUACCAUUCCAAAUGUACUGCAUGUCGCCUUACAUAGCGAUAUUACUUAUCGAACACUUUGUGAUGCGUAGCGGUCAUUAUCCGAUUGACAUCUGGAAUUCUCGCAGCGAGUUACCUAUAGGAUUGGCUGCCACUUUCUCGACAGUGGGCGGUUAUGCUUUCGCUUUUUUGGGAGCAAACCAAAGCUUUUUCACUGGGCCCAUAGCUCAACGCAUUGGUGAACAUUAUGGUGAAGUUGAUAAAUGA